Molecule: messenger RNA, 771 nt
Organism: Aspergillus steynii IBT 23096
Lineage: Eukaryota; Fungi; Ascomycota; Eurotiomycetes; Eurotiales; Aspergillaceae
Product: PQ-loop repeat-containing protein
Exons: 7
Coding region: 1-771 (256 amino acids)
Source: RefSeq, a predicted model, not a curated record
AUGGCCGCGGACGGCAACGUGACGGUGGCCUCGAACGUGUUCGGCACAAUCGGGACCGUGCUAUGGUGCAUCCAACUGAUCCCCCAGAUAUGGCAUAACUGGACGCGGAAGAAGACCGACGGGCUCCCUCCGUUAAUAAUGCUGCUGUGGGCUUGCUGUGCUGUCCCGAUGGGAGCGUAUUUCAUCCUUCAGCAGGUCAAUCUUCCGCUCCAAAUCCAGCCACAGAUCUUCGGGGUCUUUUCGCUGAUCAGCUGGGGGCAGAUUCUUUAUUAUAAUCAUAAAUUCACCCGUGCCAAAGCGGUAUCGCUAGUAGUCGGCUUGACGGUCUUAUUUGGUGUGAUUGAAAUGCUGUUGGUCCUGGCUUUAACGGCUCCCUACCGGCAAGGCAUCACUUGGCCUAAUCAACUGGUAGGAAUUACCGCCGCGGUACUUCUGGCAGCCGGGCUGUUAUCGCCAUAUCUUGAGCUGUGGAAGAGAGAUGGACGGGUGAUUGGGAUCAAUUGGGUGUUUCUCUCAAUGGAUAUCCUGGGAGGGGUCUUUUCGCUGCUCGCACUGGCAUCUCAGGGGAUUUUCGACGUUCUAGGAGGGAUCAUGUACAUUCUCGUGGUGGUAUUGGAGGUGGGGAUCUAUGCAAGCCAUCUCAUCUGGCGCAUUCGAUAUCGCGAGCUGCGUCUCGAGGCAGAAGCCUGUGGGAAAAGCAUUGACGAAAUGUUGGAUGCGAGGGACGGCAUGGGGGAGAGUGAGCAUCUGAUCGACGGACUGCUGGAUUAG